Molecule: messenger RNA, 1467 nt
Organism: Gadus morhua (Atlantic cod)
Lineage: Eukaryota; Metazoa; Chordata; Actinopteri; Gadiformes; Gadidae
Product: transient receptor potential cation channel subfamily V member 1-like
Exons: 9
Biological process (GO): calcium ion import across plasma membrane
Cellular component (GO): plasma membrane
Molecular function (GO): calcium channel activity; protein binding
Source: RefSeq, a predicted model, not a curated record
CAAACAGGUGAGCUCCCCCUCUCAUUGGCGGCCUGCACCAACCAAUUAGAGGUGGUCUCCUUCCUCAUGGAGAACCAGUACAGGUGUGCUGACAGCCGGGACCACGACUCCCUGGGCAACACGGUGCUUCACGCCCUGGUGAUCAUCGCCGACAACACCGUAGAGAACACAGAGUUCAUCGUGCGGAUGUACGACGAGGUGCUCAUCCGGGACACCAGGCUGGCCCUGAAAGGAGAAGUCUCCCUGGAGGCCAUCGAGAACAAACAUGGCCUGACACCGCUGAAGCUGGCCGCCAAGAUGGGGAAGAUAGGGCUGUUCAGGUAUUUGGUGCAGCGGGAGUUCACAGACGAAGAGACCAAGGGGCUGUCCCGGAAGUUCACUGAUUGGAUCUACGGGCCCAUCCACUCCUCGCUGUACGACAUGACCUCCAUCGACACCAGCGAGGAAAACUCAGUCCUGGAGAUCAUUGUCUUUGGGAAUACCAUCAAGAACCGUCAGGAGAUGCUGCAGGUGGAGCCUCUACGCAGCCUGCUGGAGGAGAAGUGGCAGAGGUUUGCCUCAAGGAUCUUCCUGGUCAACUUCCUGGUAUAUGUGGUGUACCUGGGCAUCUUCACCACUGUAGACCUCUCCAGGAAGGAAGGGCAGCCUCCGUUCCCCGUGGAGAACACCCCUCUGGACUGGUUUCGCUGUAUCGGGGAGCUGGUCAUUGUCCUGGGGGCAGUCUACUUCUUCAUCAAAGGGAUAGUGGACUUCAAGAGGAAACCCCCCCGCAUCAAAUCCAUGUACAAUGAUGGAUUCAAUGAAAUAACCUUCUUCCUGCAGGCCUCACUUCUCCUGGUGUGCACCGUCUUGUACGUGUUCGGGUGGAGGGCGUAUGUGGGCCCCUUGGUACUGUCUCUGGCCCUGGCCUGGAUCAACCUCCUCUACUACUCUCGGGGCUCCAAGGUCCUGGGCAUUUACAACGUCAUGAUACAACGAAUCAUAUUAAGCGACAUAUUUUGCUUUCUAUUUGUCUAUGUGGUCUUUCUCUUUGGAUUUUCUGCCGCGGUGAUGACACUCAUAGAGGAGGACCCCCUCGAUCAAGCACUAAACCGUUCCCAGACGUUAGAGAGCCGAAAACCAACGUUCAACAACAUCCGCUUCACGGCACUGGAGCUGUUCAGGUUCACCAUCGGCAUAGGAGACCUGGAGUUCACGGACCAGAUGGAGUACAUCGAGGUGUUCUACAUCCUGCUCAUCAGCUACAUCAUGCUCACCUACAUCCUGCUGCUCAACAUGCUCAUCGCCCUGAUGAGUGCCACCGUGGAGAGGGUGUCCCGGGAGAGCAAGAGCAUCUGGAGACUGCAGAGGUCUCUGACCAUCCUGGACCUGGAGAGAUCACUGCCCCUCUGCCUGAGGAACAGGCUGCGAUCCGGCGUGAUGAAGACCCUGUGUUUGCCCACCGGAAAUCGGACAUGCUUCAGGUGA